UUAUCAGUCAAGUGCGGUCGCGUGCGGCAAACGGUCCAUUCUGUUUGCUGGUGGUCUUUUAACUUCUAGUCAAGCUUACAAGCAUUUACAUCUUAUUUCUAUUAUAGAUUUACGAGUGACCUCUUGAUUUAUUUAUUUUUUUUGUUUGAGGUCAAUUCGAAUUCAAUUAUCAUUAUCAUUUAUAAAAUAAAUAAUUCACUUGCGCUGUUAAUAUAAAUGUUAAUUAAUAUUUUAACAAUAAAUUAGUUAACUUGGGGUGAAAUUAUUGACAACCUGGCGCUCUCUUGGUCAACGAUCAAAACAGAAUUCAGCGGAUCAAGGCUGGCAGGAAUCGGACGAACGGAACUGAGGCUGCCGCAGGUUAAUCCUGUAGGAAGGACAUCCUCAUUUGAACCUCGUUUCUGGAACAAUUGUCAACGUCAUCUCCGCUUCCGCAGACUGUCGGCGAUUGGAAGAUCAGACACUAGAUUCCCUCAAGUAGAUCCUGGUAUAAUUAAUUUCCGUACAUACCGGCUAAGACAUGGUCGGGGUUCCGAACUCGACUACCGACCCUAAAUUGGUCGAAAUCACGAAACCGGAAGACGAUGGACAAAUGAAAAAAAUUGAACACGUUGUCAACGAAAUCGACAGCGUGUCUCCAUUGAAAAAUACAAUAAUAAUACCACGAAUAAUAAUGUCGUCUGAGAAAGAUGGUGGCGAUGGUUUUGUACUAGCUUUCAGCGAUAACGAUAACGAUGGACAGAAGAAAUUAGAACGCCCGGUGGAUCGAAUCAAGCCGGUACACGAUUUGACCGAGAAGUCACCAGGCGACGAAUCUCUAUCCAGCGGUGGUUCAAUAGUAACUAUCUCAUCAGUAGCUAAUUCAGAUCCUGAUCCUGAGGCCCCCAAUGACGGCGACCCAAAGAGAAAACCACGUGAUAUUUUAAAUGAAAGGUGGCAGCAUACGGCAUUGCAAGUGUCAGUGCCAUUCUUCAUCGCUGGAAUCGGAACUAUCGGGGCGGGUUUAGUUCUUGAUAAAGUUCAAACAUGGGACGUAUUCAAACAAAUAACCCAAUUGCUUAUCUUAGUGCCUUCAUUAUUGGGAUUAAAAGGCAACUUAGAUAUGUGCUUGGCUUCGCGAUUGUGUACACAAGCGAAUCUAGGUAAUAUGCACGAUUGCCGUGAGAUCGCUAAAAUGAUAAUAGGUAAUCUGGCGUUGGUGCAAAUUCAAUCUAUCGUCGCUUCAAUAAUAGUUGCGAUAUUCGCAACUUCGGCCCACGCUGCUAUGACCGGCGGUGAAUUUUCAUGGGACCAUGCGUUACUGGUAACAGCAUCGAGUGUCUGCACAGCAACCAGCUCAUGUUUCCUUCUCGAUCUUGUGAUGAUAAUCGUCAUCAUGACAACUCAUCGAUGGAGAAUGAAUCCCGACAACCUGGCAACACCCCUGGCAGCUUCAUUCGGAGAUGUUGUGUCAAUUACAGUUUUAUCACACAUUUCAUCCAGUUUGUUCGAACGACUGGAAACUCAAAUUUGGGUAUUAUAUCUCAUAAUUGUUGGGUAUUUGCUUAUACUUCCUGUUUGGAUUUGGAUAGUGUUAAAAAAUAAAUACACUAAAAAAGUUUUGACAUCUGGAUGGACACCUGUUUUGUCUGCUCUUUUCAUCAGUGGAUUGGGUGGAUUAGUUCUUAGCAAAGCUGCCGACAUACCAGGAUUUUCAGUAUUUCAACCAAUUAUUAAUGGCAUCGGUGGUAACUUGGUAUCAGUACAAGCUUCAAGAAUAUCUUCAACGCUUCAUCAAACAUCACUUAUGGGGAUUAUUCCUUCAUUUACUAAAAUUUGCGUUUCACCAUGGAAAGCUCUUAUAAAAGGAGUUCCAUUUGCAAAAACCGCAAGACUUUUAAUAACAAUGGGCAUUGUCGGUGAAUUGAUAUUUAUAUAUGCGGCUGAUUAUAUAAAACAGGGUGAAUCUACUCUACAUUUCUACUUUGUAUUUUCAUACAUUGUAGUAGCAUUAGUUCAAAUCAUGUUACUGCUUUAUGUUGCGCAUAUCAUAAUUCACGCUAUGUGGAGGUUCAAAAUAGACCCGGAUAAUUCGGCAAUUCCGUAUCUAACAGCUUUAGGUGACUUAAGUGGGACGAUAUUCUUAGGGGGAGCAUUCUGGCUUCUCCAAGAAAUUGGACAUCCUUACAAUGACAGUGAAAUGAGUCCUUGAGCAGAUUUAUUAUUUUCAUUGUAAUUAUAUUACCAAUCAAUCAAAUUUUAAAGGUUGAAUUAAAUAUUCAGCUAAGUGAUGAGACUAAUGAAUUUUUUAACAAGUUAUUUUAUUUUUCUAAUCGAAAUUUUAGAGAUAAACUAUUACUAUUUAUAGUAAUCUGUAAAAUGACUCGGUAAUUAGAUUAUUUAGUUAUCGGGUUGUAGUGCCUUAAGGUGAAGAAAGUAUUAACGUUGUAAAAAAAAAACAAUCGAUAUAUAUUAUUUAUAACUUGCGUUAUUGGGAAUAAUAGUGUGAGUCAAUAAUAUUAGAUGACAAAGUAAAAUUCACAUUUAUAAAAAGACAUAAUACUCAUAAUAUUGUAACAUUUUUAGAGUUAUAUUAAAUCUGAUAUAUGAUUCAAUACGUAAUAAUCAAAUAUCUUGUUAUAUAAAUAAUUACUUUUUUUCUUAUUCAAAUAAGUAAUUGCACGUUGUAUCUAAACUUAAAAUCAAAUAUUUUUAUUGUAAUUAAUUGUCCAAUUGUUAUGUAAUUAUUGUGUAUACUUAUUAUGAAUAUUCAAUGUGUAUAUAAAUAAACUAUUAUUUUACGUGUAAUUUAUAAUUAAAUUAAAUAAAAUUGUAUGUGUAAAA
Molecule: messenger RNA, 2823 nt
Organism: Cotesia glomerata
Lineage: Eukaryota; Metazoa; Arthropoda; Insecta; Hymenoptera; Braconidae
Product: solute carrier family 41 member 1-like
Exons: 10
Coding region: 521-2191 (556 amino acids)
Biological process (GO): monoatomic cation transport
Cellular component (GO): plasma membrane
Molecular function (GO): monoatomic cation transmembrane transporter activity
Source: RefSeq, a predicted model, not a curated record